Messenger RNA from Enterobius vermicularis (human pinworm), 1695 nucleotides. The record is from the annotation of a GenBank genome assembly. NCBI's taxonomy places the organism in Eukaryota, Metazoa, Nematoda, Chromadorea, Rhabditida, Oxyuridae.
AUGUCAAUCGAGGUUAAAACUGACGAUCAUUUGGAAGAAGAUAAUUUGGAUGACGGCAAUACGGAAGGCAAUUUAGCCGCUUCGAUACAAAAUGCGACUAAUGUUUCUACAGGACAAAAACGUCAGCGCGAAGAUCGUGGUGGACCAGCUUCGAAAAAGGCGUACAUCGUUGACUCCGAUGAUUCAGUACAAGUUAAAAUGCUAAUUCCUUCCGCGGCAGUGGGCGCUAUCAUUGGGAAAGGUGGCGAAACGAUGCGUAACUUAAAAAGUGAAUCAGGAUGUAGGCUGCAAAUGAGUAAAAACCAAGAGGUUUAUCAUGGUACCAAUGAAAGGAUUUGUUUGGUGAAAGGAAAAAUCGCCUCAGUAAUGAAAGUUGUCGAAGUGAUCAUGGAAAAAAUACGUGAGAAAGUGGAUGCCAAUACGCCCGCAGAUCCGUUUGACCAUAAAGGUGUUGAGCGCUCGAAGGAGAUGAAAUUGUUGGUACCAAAUACAUCUGCUGGUAUGGUAAUUGGUAAGAGUGGAGCGCGAAUAAAAGAAAUCCGGGAUCAGACGGGGGCUAACAUACAAGUAUUUCCCAAAGCGGGCAGCCCAGAAGCAAAAGUUAGUCUUGAAAGGGUUAUCACGAUUGCUGCUGAAAGCAACGAUGUUUUGAUGAACGCGAUCCAACGCGUAUUAGAAAAAGUUGCUGCUGAUCCACAACAUGCGUCUUCAAUUGAUCAUAAAGAUGAUGCAUUUGGAAACAGUCUUCAUUCUCACACUGGUCAAACUCCAUCUGUUCAACCAUUUGAUUUUGCUGGACGCCAAACUGCUGGAAUGCAGUUUGGGUCAUUGUCUUCUAUGCAACAAUCUCAGUUCGGAGGACAAGUUGGUAGUGCUCCUCAAGUCUGGCAGCCUAACCAACAAAGGGCUUUAGACGUCUCCUACAGCACGCCAAACAAGGACAGUUAUACAAAUGGUGGUUCUAGUGGCUUUAAAUUCAAUCCUAUGCAAGGUUUGGGGAAUAAUGAGCUGCUUGCUUUUCUUGAUAGUCUUCAGUCAACUUUACGUAAUUCGGGUUUCAAUGAAUCAAGUGUUGCUGAAGUGAUGCAGGCGAUGCAGGUGUUGGCAAAAUACAAUAUUAUGGGACUUGGGCUUGGACUUGGUGUAGCAGCUAUGGCUCAGAUGAGGUCGAAUGAAUCCGCAAACAUGCAACAGCAGCAGCAAUCCAUAAUGCAGUCUCAACGUUUUGAUUCUUCAAUAAUAAGUAGCACCCAAAGCAUACUUGAUACUCCGGAACGCCAUUAUGGUGGUCAUUCGGAUAUCAAUAAAUCACUUAGUGGCGUCGGAGGAGUUCUCAUUGAUGUUAUGAGCCAGAACAAGUCAAGUGUUACAUCAAAUGGACUAAACUUUGCCUCGACCGUUAUAAAGGAAAAAUUAGUUGAUAAUGGACACGUUGAACUAGAGGUUCCUGAUGCCAUCGUUGGUGCAGUGCUUGGACCGAAGGCAAAAACGUUGGCAGAAAUUCAGCAUCUUAGCGGUUGCAAGGUUGAGGUACAUAAACGAGGUUCACUAACGGCUCAGGGCAAUCGGCUGAUUAGCUUAACGGGCGAUGCAGAUUGCAUUCGUAACGGCAGGCUGAUGAUUGAAAAGGUAAUAAAUGACGAGCAAGCGCGUCGCAAUCAACAAGCUCAUCAUAGCAGAGGCAAUUUCCUUUGA